Molecule: messenger RNA, 1260 nt
Organism: Cyphomyrmex costatus
Lineage: Eukaryota; Metazoa; Arthropoda; Insecta; Hymenoptera; Formicidae
Exons: 4
Coding region: 1-1260 (419 amino acids)
Biological process (GO): chemosensory behavior; sensory perception of taste; male courtship behavior
Cellular component (GO): neuronal cell body; membrane; axon
Source: RefSeq, a predicted model, not a curated record
AUGAAGAUAAUGUUCAACUUUUUGUCGAAAUUUCACAAACGGGUCAAGUAUAAAAUACGGAAACGAUGGCAAUUGUUUCACGCCACGGAUUUUCAAUCCUUAAUGUAUCCUUGCUUUACCUUUUGCUAUAUUCUCGGAAUAUGUCCAUACAAGAUUAACGCUUCCAUUUUUGAAUCUUCAAAAUCGCGCUACGUCGUGUCGAUUGUGCUUGUCUGCGUUUGCUGUGUUUUUAAUCUAACAGUUAUCUACAAUAUUAUGUUAAUAUCCAACUUUAAUGAGGAGAUCCGUAAUCUUGAAGCUAUCAGUUUCCAUAUUCUUAAUAAUUUUGUUAUGAUCAUCACGCUUAUUUUGAGCGGUCCGCGAAUGCGCUUGUUGCAGACUAUUAUGGAAAUCUCUUCGAAAUUACCUUCGAAAUCAUAUCAAAAGUUAUCCAAAUUAAUCCAUGUCAAAGAUAUCUUUGGUACCAUAUUCUUAGUCGUGCAGCUGUGUGUAUAUAUUUUUCAAAAGCAACUGGUUAAACUAGACUGUAUGUCAAUUGUGUGGCUACUAUUACUUUUAUACCAAAUACUUCUGGAAUUCGAGAUAAAUAUGUUGUAUAUAAAUUGUGUAUGUGUAUUGAAGGCCUGUUUCAAGAGAAUUGAUGAGAAUGUAGCAUACUUGCAAAAAAUUGUAAUAAAGCCAUGUGUACCCACGUUGGUCUGCCAAAUGCAAAAAAAUCAAUUUUUAAUAAUAGAACUCAGAGGCUUGAAAAAGCAACAUCUGGUUAUUAGUGUUACAGUGCAAAUGUUGAAUGUUAUCUUCAGCUUGCAACUUCUCGCUACUGUAGUCCUAACUUUUUCUGUCAUCACUUUUGAAAUUUAUUCUUACGUAGUGAAUUGGCAAGAUGGGAUAUUAAUUAACAUUGAUAUGCAGUUAAUGUUUGCACUUUUUACGUCAAUAGGACAUUACAUUAUAAAAAUAAUGUUGAUCGUAUGGGCUUGCGAGACUAAUAAAAAUCAAGCCCAAGAGAUCACUAUUACAAUUCAUGAUUUACUUAACAGCACUAAUGAUGAACAGAUAAAAAAUGAGUUGCAGCUGUUUUCUUUACAAAUAUUGCAUAGCAAAAAUGUAUUUUCGACCAAAGGUAUAACUGUGGAUGCUAAGCUUCUCGCAAUAAUAGUAGGUAAUAUUACCACGUACCUAAUAAUUUUAAUACAAUUUUUAAACAUAUUUCAUUCUUGUGAUGGAAAGACAGCAAUUAAUGUUACACAAUCUAAAUAA